AUGAGCCGCCAUCCCGACUCCCACGCCACCACCGACUCCGUGUGCAUUCGCGACCCAUUGUUUCAAGUCUGCCGGAGGCUAUGCCCAAAUCUUUGGCGCGAUCCCGUUACCGCCGGCGACGUCCCAACCUCUGCCAUCGCCGACUCUGUGUGCAUUCGCGACCCAUUGUUUGAAGUCGUGUGCGGCGCCGACGACGGCCGAACCCUCCGACAGUGCAACAUGUGUUCGUCCAAGUUCCAUCAUAUGUGCAUCGUGGAAGAAGCCGCGAGGAACGGGUGGCCCGAAGCGGAAGAAGGUCAAAAACUGUAUGCUGUGCAUGCGGUGCCAUCAACAGCGCAAGACGUGCCGCCACCUGCGAGGAAGCGAGGGCGUCCGAAAGGAGCGAAGAACAAGGCAAUGGUGCAAGAUGUGGAAGGCGAGUCUACACGGAAGAAGCGUGUGCGGCCACCGAAGUCGUCGUCAAAUGCCAACAUGCCGCCAACGCCGUCAGAGGUGGACGUCACGCCGAUCUCAGUCGGGGUAUCCGAGUUUACACCCGACCACAAGUCCAUUCGAUCCCAGACAAUGUUUCGGAACGUGUCGUUCAGGCCGCUACAAGAGAUGCAAAUCCACAAGAACGACAAGAAUCUGCUUGCCUUCUACGCGGAUUGCCAAGACUUCAUGCUAAGUGGUGUGGUCACCGAAGUGCGCUACGUUGUUGGCAGCGAGAACGAUCCCGACAUCGACACGCCGGGCAAGAACACGAAAGCCGAGGCCAAGGCGAUGGUGGCAUUGUACAAGAUCACUUGGAAUCACACACGGUUUCAGCGCGACGAGCCGUGGAUUACUGCGCGCCUGUUUUACAAAGGUGUGUUGCGUCCCGAGGACGAGUCGCACGAUCUGACAGAGUGGGACAAGAAGUUCCUUGCGAACAGUUCAUUCGACGAAGAGACCAAGAGCGACGAAGAAACCAACGACGGCAGCUUGGCGCCGCAAGACGACGACAGCAGCGGGGACGAGUGGUCCGAGUACGUGGACCGUGGUUGGAAGAAGCACGGGUACUACGACGCGACAGAAGACAUUGAAGGACUCGAAGACGUGGAAUGGACGUGCAGAGGACAUUACGCCGGGCCCACAGACCUCUACGAACACGAAGACAACAAGGACGACACGCCCGUGGACGAGUUGCGCAUUUCGGAAGAGUUCAAGCAUCUAUUCAAGGACCCCGUCAAAGGUUUCCUGGCACCGUGA
Molecule: messenger RNA, 1230 nt
Organism: Aphanomyces astaci
Lineage: Eukaryota; Oomycota; Saprolegniomycetes; Saprolegniales; Verrucalvaceae
Exons: 4
Coding region: 1-1230 (409 amino acids)
Source: RefSeq, a predicted model, not a curated record